AUGGAUCCCGAAUACCUGCCCGGUGCCAAUCAUGAAGCUUUCACUGAAUGGGCCUUGUUCCAUGGUGUAGUAACCGAUGCAGUUACCCCGGCGCGUUUUCCUGGACGCGGUUUAGGAAUGAUGGCGACGCGCAAAAUCAAGAAAGGUGAGGCUGUGGUUCAAGUUCCUACCGAUGUAAUCUUCACAGUGGAGCAAGUUCCUGAGCCAUUCAGGUCCCAAUUCCCCGAAGGCACAGCCGUGCAAACAAUCAUGGCCGCGUUCUUGACACAUGGCAGCGAAGAAGAGCUUGAAAAGUACCAGCUCUGGUUCAAUGCUUGGCCCACACGUCAAGACUUCGAGGAUAGUCUGCCCUUGCUCUGGCCGAGGGAACUAGGCGGUCUCACAUGGCCAGAUACUGACGAGACCGUUGAUUCUUCUCCCAUCCCAAAUGUGCUUCCCCCUUGCAUCGCCGGUCAAUGGAACACCAUUGAUAAGGGGGCGCGGGCCAAGAAAUACGAAACAGAGCACCAGGAUCUGGAGCCGCAACAAGAAAUACGGUUACGCAAAGCGUGGGCGGAUGUCACUUCUGCCCUUCCAGAGACUGACUGGCGCAAAUUUUCUUAUCAUUGGCUUAUUCUCAAUACGAGAAGUUUCUACUGGGUUGGGCCUGAUCAGGAGCCGCCGGAGAACCGCAAUGAUGCGAUGGCCUUGCUGCCAUUUGCAGAUUAUUUCAACCAUUCAGAUAUUGAGUGCGAUGUGAAGUUUGAUGAAAAUGAAUAUACUCUUCGGGCUACGGAGGAUUAUGAGAAGGGCGAUGAAGUUUACAUGAGUUAUGGAAGUCAUCCAAAUGACUUCCUCUUGGCCGAAUAUGGCUUUUUCCUUGAGAAGAGCGAUUCAGAUUGCAUCUACCUUGACGACAUUGUCUUCCGUGAUAUUAAUAGUCCCGACAAGCAGGAGGAUCUAUGGCUGAACCAGUAUUACGGUGAAUAUCAAGUCACAGCAGACGGGGUUUGUUACCGUACUGAAGUUGCAUCGUGUCUAAUGUACAUGAAAGAGGAGGACUGGAGGAACCAUGUGCUCGAGGGUUCGACUGAGGGUGUGGAUGCCAAGAAGAGUGAAACUAUCAUCAAGGGUUGGCUGCACACAUAUGCCAAAGAGGCAGAUGCAACAAUGAGCGCAAUCAAGGUAGCCCUUGAGUCCAAUGCUGUAGUUCAGGCACACCGCCCCAAGGCAGAGACGCUAUUGCGCCGGUGGAGACAGAUCAAGCAUAUCUGUGAGCGCGCUUCGACGGUCUCGAAUUAA
Messenger RNA from Penicillium verhagenii, 1281 nucleotides. RefSeq lists its product as uncharacterized. Bases 1 to 1281 code for a protein of 426 amino acids. Gene Ontology annotation, molecular function: protein-lysine N-methyltransferase activity; protein binding. NCBI's taxonomy places the organism in Eukaryota, Fungi, Ascomycota, Eurotiomycetes, Eurotiales, Aspergillaceae. The record is from RefSeq and is a predicted model, not a curated record. Gene Ontology annotation, biological process: peptidyl-lysine monomethylation. The transcript has 5 exons.